Molecule: messenger RNA, 979 nt
Organism: Colletotrichum godetiae
Lineage: Eukaryota; Fungi; Ascomycota; Sordariomycetes; Glomerellales; Glomerellaceae
Exons: 1
Coding region: 216-851 (211 amino acids)
Source: RefSeq, a predicted model, not a curated record
UCAACUUCUCAAGAGGUAAAUAUCAUGGUUCUUCUUCCAUUUUCAGCUAUCUAUCUAUCAAGCCCCGUGUACUCACCUCUCAUCUAGCGCUACGUUUCUUGAUCUACAUUAAGGCUUGGCAUGAGCGUCUCACAGCAGCAAACCCCUCUCAAGCUCUGUUUCUCACCUCUUCUCAUCAAAGAACCCAUAUACACAUUUGUCACACAUAGCCCAGCAUGACCAGUGAAGGCGCAGGCAGGCAAGGCAUGCUCAAUUUCAGAGUCACGCACCCAUACGUCUUUACACACGGCAUCUGCGGCCGCAAGGACUGCUACCGCGGCUCACCGGCGGCAGCAGACUGCGAGUUCCACGGCAACGCCGUCCGGGACAUUAUCAGAUCGCGGCGGGACCAGAGACGGGCCCGCUUACAACAACGAUGCCGAGCGCACAGCGGCAGCAUCGACAUGACACCGGCGGCGGCGACCGCAUCCACAUCAACAAGCCGGAACGUCACGCCUCUGAGACGGCAGCCGAGCCAGAGCAGCAGUAUCAGCAAGCCAGAUAGCCCGCUGUCUUUCACGUCGUCCGAGUUCUCGGCCGACUUUUCACCCUGCGUUUCGCCGCUGAUGGAGGAUCUCAUGUUGGAGGUCACGGAUGCGAUCGAGAGCAGCGGUCAGACGCCAGAGCUUCUUGGCAUGCCACCGAGGCGGACGACAUCGGCGUUCAACAUGGACGACAUAUUCAGAAUGAUUGACGAGGCUCAGAGAGAGUACGAGAGCCUGGGCGAGUCACCUGUCACACCAAUAAGAUCAAGAAACGAAAUACCCCGCCAGCCACGCUGGAGCUGGGAGAGUCUGCUAGGUCCAUCAUGACGGCCGGCAACUGGAGCAGUCGUAGUGGACAAUAAAGAAGGACCGAGACACUUGGCCGGAACGAUCAUGAUCAAAGAAGAACCGUGCUUUCUGCCCUGCUCUAAAGCAAGAGACCAGCACAAGGGAUG